Molecule: messenger RNA, 1599 nt
Organism: Ilex paraguariensis (yerba mate)
Lineage: Eukaryota; Viridiplantae; Streptophyta; Magnoliopsida; Aquifoliales; Aquifoliaceae
Source: the annotation of a GenBank genome assembly
AGUGUUUUAUAACUUUUGAGCAGAUCAAUUACGAAUUCUAGGUACCGAAUUAGGUUCCUAAAAUACUUGGUUGAAUUCUGUAUUUGAAUUUUAGAUUUUACGUGUCCAUAUCUCGUGUUUGCUUUUUGGCAAGAAAACAUGGACCAUCCUUUCUUGUACAUGUUUUUCUUUUUGUCUGAUUUUUAAUUUGACGCAUUUGCCAUUUUUUCCCAACUUCUGUCAAAAUUAAGGUCCUCUUUAAAUUCUACUAGAUUACUAUUUGAAACCCUGUGUCUCAGUCUAUGGUUAAGCAUUGUUAUUGUUUUUCUGCCUGUUCACUCUUUCAUUUCUUUUGCAACACUUCAUGUAAUGGCUGAUUUGGGAAGGCUUCCAUUGGAUUCUGAUAAUUUGCAACAACAUUUAUGCACAAGUGUUCAUUAGUUUUUCUCACCAAAGGUUUAAUUUUACUUUUGAAAAAUGUUGGAAAAUUUCAAUAAUUUUGCCAAUUCUCCGUUUUUGUAUCUUGAAUGUAAGAUUUAUUGUGAAUUUAAGAUGACCUACUAUGUUUCAUGGUCUCUGUAUAGAGCUUCUGCAAGACUUGCAAGGGAAGAAGAGUGGUGAAAGGAACAAAAUCAAUCAAGUUGGAUAUUAUGCCAGGUAAUAUUGGGAUUUUAAGAAAUUGACAGUUUCCAGAUCCAAGGAAAAAAAAAAGGGAGCAUUGGAAAUUAUGAUUAUGCAUGGCUAAUUAUGUUGUUUAAUGCCCCCAUAUUAUACCAUGCAGACCUCCCUCGAUGAUUAAGACAUACUGGUCUCUCCCUCUAAAUUUAUAAAUGUUAUCACGUACUUCUUCUCUGAUAUAGAAAGUAUAAGAGAUCCUAGAUAACUUACAAGUAUUUAUUUUUUGGUUUUAGGACUGUUUUUUGGUGAUUAGCAACAAAAGAUAUAUAAGCUCUCUUAAUAUUGGUCAGCCAAGAAAUCCUUUAUUUCUUAAUUCAGGGUUUUGAAGAAUCCAUGGCCUCUUGUAUGGUCAUUAUAUAAGGCGAUGUUCCUAGGCUUGUCAUCUCUCACAAUUACGCUAGCCUCAUUAUCAACCUUUAGUCCAUGUUGUUCAUCAAUUUGUUCCUGCCUCAUGUUUUUUGUGGGUGUGGAUGGUUUAAAAUGUCACCGAGUUUGUUGGCAUCUGCAGGAGUGGACAAUAAUGAAACUAUGAAGGUGCCAAGAAGUGGUGGAGCAGACCCUGAUGGCAAUCAACCUGGAAAUCUUUAUGUUACUAUUAUGGUGAGAGAAGACCCUGUUUUCCGAAGAGAAGGGCCCGACAUUCAUGUUGAUGCUGUUUUGAGUAUCACUCAGGCAAUUUUGGGAGGAACAAUUCAGGUCCCAACACUAACAGGAGAUGUUGUUGUUAAGGUCCGCCCUGGCACCCAACCUGGUCAAAAAGUUGUUCUGAGGAAAAAAGGGAUUAAAGUAAGGACUGGUUUUUCGUUUGGAGAUCAAUACGUGCACUUCAAUGUCAGCAUCCCAACGGAUUUGACACCGAGACAACGAGAACUAAUUGAAGAGUUUACUAAAGAAGAGCAAGGGGAUUUCGAUAAGGGUACUGCUGCAGGAGCAUCUAGGUGA